Molecule: messenger RNA, 2253 nt
Organism: Erigeron canadensis
Lineage: Eukaryota; Viridiplantae; Streptophyta; Magnoliopsida; Asterales; Asteraceae
Product: probable sulfate transporter 3.4
Exons: 13
Coding region: 53-2059 (668 amino acids)
Biological process (GO): transmembrane transport
Cellular component (GO): membrane
Molecular function (GO): secondary active sulfate transmembrane transporter activity
Source: RefSeq, a predicted model, not a curated record
CUUUUCUUACACACACACACACAACCAUCUAUAUCUCUCUCUAUAUAUAUCCAUGUUUACGAAUUCGACCCGAGUUGAUCAUUAUUCGGGUUCGGGUUCCAAUCCAUUACAACACACAGUCACAAUUCCUGAUCAUCAUGAUCAAACUACAAUAACCACCAUGACGUCAGUACUAGAGAUACAUAAUGUUUGUUUGCCGCCACAAAAAACCACCUUCCAAAAACUCCGGCACCGGUUGUCGGAAAUCUUUUUUCCCGAUGACCCUCUUCAUGGGUUCAAGAACCAAUCACGCUUCAAGAAACUUGUUCUUACUUUACAGUUUUUCUUUCCGAUUUUCGAAUGGGCUCCGAAUUAUAAUCUUGCCUUGUUUCGAUCCGACGUCGUUUCUGGUCUCACCAUUGCCAGUCUUGCUAUCCCUCAGGGAAUUAGCUAUGCAAAACUAGCAAACUUGCCUCCAAUAAUCGGUCUAUACUCAAGCUUUGUGCCACCAUUGAUCUACUCGGUGCUCGGUAGUUCAAAACAUUUAGCCGUCGGACCAGUGUCGAUAGCCUCAUUGGUUAUGGGAACAAUGCUAAACGAAGCGGUUCCAUACAACCAAGAUCCGAUACUCUACCUUAAGUUGGCUUUUACUGCAACUUUCUUCGCGGGCGUAUUUCAAGCAACUUUAGGACUUCUAAGGUUAGGAUUCGUAAUAGAUUUCUUAUCAAAAGCGACCCUUGUUGGGUUCAUGGCCGGGGCAGCUGUUAUUGUUUCUUUACAACAAUUGAAAGGACUACUUGGGAUUGUCCAUUUUACCACCAAAAUGCAGAUCAUUCCUGUAUUAUCGUCUACUAUUCAGCACAGAAAUGAGUGGUCUUGGCAAACAAUCGUUAUGGGCUUUUGCUUUUUGGCAUUUCUACUGAUAACAAGACAUGUUGGCAUGCGAAAACCGAAGUUCUUCUGGGUAUCAGCAGCAGCUCCAUUGGCAUCCGUCAUCCUGUCAACCCUUUUGGUCACGCUUUUCAAAUCAAAACUUCAUGGCAUUGCAACUAUUGGUCACUUGGAAAAAGGUUUGAAUCCACCAUCAUCAAACAUGCUCUAUUUUCAUGGGAAAUUUCUAGGGGUUGCUAUUAAGACUGGCAUCAUUACUGGAAUACUAUCUCUCACGGAAGGGAUAGCAGUAGGAAGAACAUUUGCAGCAUUGAAUGAUUACCAAGUUGAUGGCAACAAAGAAAUGAUAGCUGUCGGGCUCAUGAACAUGGCUGGUUCUUGCUCCUCUUGCUAUGUCACCACAGGCUCAUUUUCUCGAUCUGCUGUAAAUGCCAAUGCUGGGGCAAAAACAGUGGUGUCAAACAUCAUAAUGGCGUCAACGGUGCUUAUAACACUUCUGUUCUUGAUGCCACUUUUUCACUAUACCCCAAACCUCAUUUUGGCCGCAAUUAUUAUAACGGCGGUGAUUGGGCUCAUUGACUACCAAAGCACAAUACGACUUUGGAAAGUGGACAAACUAGAUUUUGUGGCCUGCUUAUCUUCGUUCUUUGGCGUUCUCAUGAUAUCGGUCCCUAUCGGUCUAGCAAUUGCGGUUGGGGUUUCCAUUUUCAAGAUUCUGUUGCACGUCACAAGACCGAACACGGGUGUUUUGGGAAACAUUCCGGGUACCCAGAUCUACCAAAAUGUAAAUCGAUACAGACAAGCAAGAAGGGUUCUUUGUUUUGUAAUACUUGGCAUCGAAGCCCCUAUCUACUUUGCAAAUUCUACAUAUCUACAAGAAAGGAUAUUGAGAUGGAUAAGAGAAGAGGAAGAGUGGUUAGCCGCGAACAAUGGCAGUACUUUGAGAUGUGUAAUUAUCGACAUGACUGCUGUGACCGGCAUUGACACAAGUGGUCUUGCAAUGGUGAAAGAGCUAAAAAAGAUGCUAGAGAAGCGUUCGCUUCAGUUAGUGUUGGCAAAUCCUGGAGGGAAUGUGAUGGAAAAGCUACAUCAGUCAAACAUAUUGGAGUUAUUUGGGUUGGAAGGCAUGUACCUGACCGUUGAUGAAGCCGUGGCGGACAUAUCAUCAUCUUGGAAAGCUCAGAAAUGAUCAAGAGAAGUAGAAGGGGGUAUUAGUAGCAGCCGCAGGCAGUUUCUUUUAUUUUAGUUUGCAGUGUAGGAAGAGAGGGGUCAGUCAAGUUGGUGUAAACCCAGAGAGUAACUGCUUAAUGCUCAAGUGCGCUAUAUAAAAGCCACAAGCUAUAAGCUUUUUUUAUAUCAAUGAAAAAUUAUCUCUUCGGUAGA